ACCCGUCAGUCUGCCGGCUGUCGAGUUCGCGCUGUCAGUGGAAAUCAGGAGCUGGUGUAGUACUGGUUGUUUUGUUCUAAGGUCCGUAAGAGAGUGUAGUCCUCGUUGAAAUCGCCUAUGACUUACUCAUCGGCAAUAAGUGGAUUACCAGUUUGAAAUUCUACCUUACAGAACUAGAGUAAGGAUGUCGCCGAACAUAACGAGCGCACCAACGGGGGUGCUUUUCGAGGGCGAGACGGUGGAAGACACGACGAUCGUGGCGCCAGAAAUCCAAAAAGAGAAGCCACAGUACGUCAGACAAAUCGUAUGGCGAAAUGUAAUCAUAUUUGUCUACCUCCACCUCACCGCUCUCCACGGCUUCUACCGUAUUUUCACCUCUGCCAAAUUAACAACUACGAUAUUCGCAUUUUUCCUGUACCAGCUAUCCGGUCUGGGUAUUACGGCUGGUGCACACAGACUUUGGGCCCAUAAAUCCUACAAAGCCAAAUGGCAACUAAGGCUACUGCUCACCACCUUCAACACGCUGGCGUUUCAGGACGCGGUCUUAGAUUGGGCUCGAGAUCACAGAGUGCACCACAAAUACAGCGAAACAGACGCUGAUCCGCAUAAUGCGAAAAGGGGAUUUUUCUUCGCUCACGUUGGAUGGUUAUUGUGUCGAAAACAUCCGGACGUUAAGCAAAAGGGCAAAGGUAUCGACCUCAGUGACCUUGAGAGCGACCCCAUACUUGCCUUCCAGAGAAAGUACUACAUGUUUAUCAUGCCGCUGAUAUGUUUCAUCCUGCCAACGGUAAUUCCUGUCUUCUGCUGGGACGAAACGUGGAGCAACGCUUAUCUCAUACCAGCCGUUCUGAGGUACGUCGUAACCCUGAACGCAACGUGGCUCGUCAAUUCAGCGGCCCAUCUAUUCGGCAGCAAACCUUAUGACAAGUUCAUAAACCCCUCGGAGAAUGGGGGAGUGGCGUUCGUCGCCCUGGGUGAAGGAUGGCACAACUACCACCACGUGUUUCCGUGGGAUUACAAAACGGCGGAGCUUGGUAACUACAGAUGCAAUCUGACGACGGCGUUCAUCGAUUUCUUUGCUAAAAUCGGUUGGGCCUACGAUUUGAAGAGCGUUUCGACCGACAUGGUCAGAAAACGAGUAGAGAGGACGGGGGAUGGCAGCCACGAGGUUUGGGGAUGGGGGGACAAGGAUCAACCCCAGGAGGAACGAGAAGGAGCUAUCAUCACCCAUCAAAAGGCCCAGUAGUUUGUUAAGUGGUUUAAUAAUAAGUAUAGUGAAAACGGCUGCGGGACAGAGAUACGCUUUCGGGGGAUUAAAAUAGAUAGGAAGAUUGAAGAAGAAAGAAGGAAAAAAUAAAUACGGAAGCCAAGACGAUUGUUAGGAUACUUAUUCGUCAGCCAAAUUGAUCAAAUUUAAAUUACUGAAUUUUCUUAUAUUUGUUCUCUCAAUGGGAUGUCCAGCGACCUAGAAAACUUGCGGAUAUUUAGGCGUUUUCAUUAUUAUUAUUGUUGUUUUUGUUGUUGUUGUUAUUAUUAUUAUUAUUAAUAUUAUUAUUAUUGUACAUAAACGAUUUUGUUACACAAAUGACAAUUUCAGGGCAAAUCUCAGGGAAUCUUGUAAAGAUCUUCAAAUCUUUUUUCUUUCUUGCUAUGCCGGUGUCGCUUCCAUAUUUUCAUUUCGUUUCUUUUUUUUUUUUUUUUUUAAUUUUGUCAAAUCCGCCUUUUUAGGACGUUCAAUCGGGUGCGAUUUAAUACAAAAUGAUGGUUGAAUCAGGCAAAAUAUUUUUCUGACAUUUUCGAGAAUGACGAAGCACCGUGCAUGUACUGAUCGUAAAAAAUGGGUGAAUUCUGGUCUGAAAAACCUGGAAUUUCGAUCCGCCCAAUCGCUAGACAUCCUGUCGUGAGAGAAACCAAAAUACUUUUUCUUUUUACGAGAAGAAAAUUCGGUAUUGGUAGACGUUCAGGGGUGUACUGAUACUUUUUACUCACGAUAUAGGUAAGCAAGGUUGGAGUCAUCAGAUCAUUUUAAUGUAAAAACACAUACGCGUCUAUUGUAAUAUAAAUUCUUAAGUUUUCAUUUGCGUCCAAAAUUACAGACUGCAUAAAAUCCGUUCGAGUAUAUACUGACAUUUGAAAUGCUUGAUUACAGCGUAAAUUUGCGAAGACAUGAAUUUGUCAACAUUAAAAUUACAAUUUUUACGAAAAAUCUUAUUUUUGAAAAUUGAAACACGGGAAGGGUCUCAAUCGCCUUUUUCGGAGAUAUUUUUUAGUUUUAACCGUAGUCACCACCUUGGAGUGUCACUUUGGAAAAUAUUUGGCGUAUGGCCACUUCGUUUUCUACAAAAAAAUGGAAGCGUUUACGUAUUUUUGCGAUUCAAGGAAUAUAGUGAGGCACUCAAGUAUCAAAACUGGUUAGAUGAAUGGAUAUUUUUUGAACGUUGAUUGCCUUCUUUACCAGUACCACUUAAUUUUGAUCUGAACUUUCAGAGUAAACGCGAUACUUGUCUUAUUAAUACCAUAUGGGUAUUUUGGCUUGUAAAUAGUUUGAAUCUUUAGUGUACACAUAAAUAUGGAGAAAAUAUUUGUCUGUCACUUCGAUUUAUUCGUUGCCUAAUCUUCCGAGGAUUGCCGAUUGGCCCAAUGCUUGAAGAGAUGUGAAAAUUAUAUCGCUGAUAAAGUAGCAAAAUAUAUUUGUAUAAAAUCUUAAGAGUAUCUGUAAUAAGUAAAGUUAAGUGUAGAGAUGUAUAUGUAUAUGGUUAAGCCAGGAACCCAGGCUCCCGUGGAGUCGAGUCAAAGGAGGUUCUCAAUCUGACAAAAUAACGAAACAGACGAUUCGUUCGAUUGAGAAAACUUAUUAAUAUGGUUUCGUUGAAUUCAUCUUCAGUCAGAUGUAGACCGGUUCAGGUAUCGCCAGUUGAUAUGAACAGUUUUAAGAUGACGAAAACGAGUUUAAAAAUCGAAGAGAAUUUUUUCUGACCCGAGGAAAAAAUCUAAUGUAGCGAACAUUUACGAUAUGACGAACUUUCGGUGAGCCAAUCGCGUCUAGCGGAUGUAAUUGCUCAUUCUUGUUUUUUUUUUUUUGAGUUCGAUAAAUAAAAACUGAAAAUAAAUUUUUCAUUACAGAAUCAUUCAAGUUCAACCGAUCCGUCAUUUCAACCAGAUAUUUUAAUUAUCCCAAAUUUCCCUUCGCCAUUACCCAUCCGUUGGUACAUUUCGUAAAUCGCCAUUUUUGUACUAACGAGAUUGUUCAGUUAAAGUUCGUCCAUCGCCAUUACAGAAUGUGGGUGUUUAGAAGUUUCGUGAGUUUCCUGCGUGAUAAUAAUUUAGUUUGUACCGUUAUUAUUUAUUCUAUUUUAAUUCUUUGUAAUGUGACAUUUUUUGUUUUCAUUUCUUAGUCAGUGUGUGUUUCCUUUAUCCAUUUUUUCCCCUCUUUUUCUUCUUUAGGUUUUUUCUUUUUCUCUCAAUAAACUACAAAUAUACGCAGAUUCGCGAUGUAUUUGCUCUUUCUGCAGUCCGCGAGUAGACGAGCAUUUUUUUUUUUUUUUGCUUAUUUCAAAAUUAUUCGUAUAUCAUUUUUAUAGAUAUUGGUUUAAAAUUUUCGUACAUUAUUGAUGAUACGAAUAAAAUCUGUCCAAACAAACCACUUUUUCCUAGAAAGUCUAUUAUUUAAAGAGAGAAAAAGAAUGAAUUGGAAGAAAAAUAUUUUUAAUAUCAUAUACCGAAAAUUUUACUGUUUAUUUAACGAGUUAGGCACCAAUAAUUAAUAUGCAUGUUCGUGUCCCGCUCUUUCCAAUGAUUCAUUGAACGCAACAUUGGGGUUAUUAUUCAAUGUAACAAUCAAUCAAAUCAUCGAGAUAUCCUUGCGGAGAUGACAGGCAAACGUAAUUUACGUUAUGUAAGAUGGUCCAUGGAAUUAAAUGUUUUAUGGUGUGUAUCAAGCGGAAGAAGAAAGAGGAAUUGUCUGAAUAAUUGAAUACCAUUGUCGAAUUAAUUUUCUCUGUCUUUGGUACUUUUCUUUUCAUUUCGUCAUUUAUUCAUUUGCUUUUUUUUUCUGCUAGUGUCAUUUUUACGCCGGGUGCAUUACCCUGAGCCGCGAAUUCAGAAUUUCCAAUAAUAAUAAACGACAUGUAACAUUUCCGAGUUGCAUAUUUCUUCCACGCUCAUAUACACACAUCGUCGCUACAGGGUGAAAUCAUAAAGGAACGGGAGUCGUAAGUGUAAUGAUACAUUUUUACUUUGUGAGGUAAACAA
This is a messenger RNA of Neodiprion virginianus, 4251 nucleotides long. Its product is annotated as acyl-CoA Delta-9 desaturase-like. Gene Ontology annotation, molecular function: iron ion binding; stearoyl-CoA 9-desaturase activity. Gene Ontology annotation, biological process: unsaturated fatty acid biosynthetic process. The transcript is spliced from 6 exons. The record is from RefSeq and is a predicted model, not a curated record. Bases 185 to 1246 code for a protein of 353 amino acids. Lineage: Eukaryota; Metazoa; Arthropoda; Insecta; Hymenoptera; Diprionidae. Gene Ontology annotation, cellular component: endoplasmic reticulum membrane.